AUGGCAAGAGCCCUAGGUCUGGCUGUGUUGCUUCAGCUGCAGCUUGGUACAGCCACGAAGCUUGUGUGUUACUUUACCAACUGGUCUCAGUAUCGUCCAGACCCUGCCAAAUACAUGCCAGAGAAUGUGGACCCCUGCCUGUGUACCCACCUCAUCUAUGCCUUUGCCACUAUGGUCAAUAAUAAGAUCGCACCCUAUGAAUGGAAUGAUGAUGUCCUCUACCCCCGGUUCCAGGCCCUCAAGCAGCAUAAUGAAAACCUGAUUACGCUCCUGGCGAUUGGCGGAUGGAACUUCGGUACACAGAAGUUCACCACCAUGGUUGCCACAGCUGGCAACCGUAAGAUUUUCAUUGACUCCGUGAUUGAGUAUCUCCGGCUGCAUGGGUUUGAUGGCAUCGACCUCGACUUUGAGUACCCAGGGUCCCGGGGCAGCCCUCCUGAGGACAAGCAACGUUUUACCAUUCUGAUCGAGGAAAUGUUAGCAGCUUUUGAAGCUGAAGCCCAAGCCACAGGACACCCCCGUCUGCUGAUCUCUGCAGCUGUAUCGGCAGGCAAAGGAACCAUUGAUGCUGGUUAUGAAAUUGCCAAGAUCGGCAAGUGA
Messenger RNA from Chrysochloris asiatica (Cape golden mole), 600 nucleotides. Its product is annotated as acidic mammalian chitinase-like. Bases 1 to 600 code for a protein of 199 amino acids. Gene Ontology annotation, cellular component: extracellular region. Gene Ontology annotation, molecular function: chitin binding; chitinase activity. The record is from RefSeq and is a predicted model, not a curated record. The transcript has 6 exons. Gene Ontology annotation, biological process: carbohydrate metabolic process; chitin catabolic process. Lineage: Eukaryota; Metazoa; Chordata; Mammalia; Afrosoricida; Chrysochloridae.